This is a messenger RNA of Dictyostelium discoideum AX4, 567 nucleotides long. RefSeq names its product 60S ribosomal protein L9 (gene rpl9). Gene Ontology annotation, cellular component: ribosome. The coding region runs from base 1 to 567 and encodes 188 amino acids. The transcript has 3 exons. NCBI's taxonomy places the organism in Eukaryota, Evosea, Eumycetozoa, Dictyosteliales, Dictyosteliaceae. Gene Ontology annotation, molecular function: structural constituent of ribosome; rRNA binding. Gene Ontology annotation, biological process: translation. The record is from RefSeq and is a predicted model, not a curated record.
AUGAAAGUAAUUAACUCCUCACGUAAAGUCCAAAUCCCAGAAAAUGUCACCGUUGAUGUUAAGGGUCGUUCAGUUAAGGUAACUGGUCCACGUGGUACCUUAUCAAAAUCAUUCGAUCAUGCUUCAGUCGAUAUCAACUUAGUUGGUAAAAAAGAAUUAACUGUUGACUUAUGGUUCGGUAACAGAAAACAAAUUGCCUGUAUCAAAACCAUCACCUCUAUCAUUGAAAAUAUGAUCACUGGUGUUACCAAAGGUUACGAAUACAAGAUGAGAUUUGUCUAUGCACAUUUCCCAAUCAACGUUGCUGUCACUGAUGGUGGUCGUGUUGUUGAAAUCCGUAAUUUCUUUGGUGAAAAGAUCGUUCGUCGUAUUGAAUUAUUAGAUGGUAUCACCUGUUACCGUAACGAAAAAGCUAAGGAUGAAAUUGUUUUAACUGGUAACUCAUUAGAACUCCUCUCUCAAUCAUGUGCUACUAUCCAAUUAAGAUCUGCCAUUAAAUACAAGGAUGUUAGAAAGUUCUUAGAUGGUAUCUACGUCUCUGAAAGAAACGUCCUCGAAUCCAACUAA